CACCACUAGCAGAGCGAGGGGACCAAAGCUGCGGCUCACCAUCAGCACCAGCGCACACCCGACUCCCAGCAUCCCAAUACACUGGGAAUAAACCCCGACACCUGCUACAAACUGCGAACCUUGAGAGGACAGAAGAGUGGAAACAAGAGUAAUCAUGUACGAUGCAACAAGGGUGCCAUCACCAAAGGAUGGUGUAAACGCAGUGGCCCAACCUGUAGUCCCUGGAUCUGAACCCGGAACAGCAGCGGGUGCAGGAGGGCCGGCAGCCACGGCGGUGCUGCAGGCCAAAACUGAGGAGGGUCAGCCAGGGACAGAGGAGGAAGAGGAGGUAAUACUGGCGCCCGUCCUGGUGAAGAAGCCGCACAGAGAGAUUCUGGACCAUGAGAGGAAGAGGAGGGUGGAGCUGAAAUGCAUGGAGCUCCAAGAGAUGAUGGAGGAGCAGGGGUACACCGAGGAGGAGAUCCGUCAGAAAGUGAGCACAUUCAGACAAAUGCUGAUGGACAAGGAGGGCGUUAUCACCAGAGAGGGGUCUCAAACCCAACCUUUGGUAAACCACUUUCAUUAUCAGCCUGACGAGUAUGAAGAGGACCCAGAGGCAGCUGGAUAUGAAGAUGGAGACUAUGAGGAGGACUACCACAGUGACAACAGAAUGAAAAGGAAAUCAACCAGCUCUCCAUCCCCUCGGCCAAAGAAAAGGAAGAAGAAGAAGUCUGGCCGUCGAAAGAGUCGGUUUGGCAGCUCCUCGCCCACACGCAGAGAGAAGAAGAAGAAGGGUGGGAAGAAGCACAAGAGAGACAGGUCAACAUCUGACUCCAGAAAAAAGAGAAGAUACAGGUCAGGCAGCCAGAAGAACAAACACAAAGAUAAGAACAAACAGAAGAAGAGGUCCCCUGGUGAGACCCCCAGCAGGAGCUCGCAGCAUCAGGGCAGCUGCUGCAGCUCUCGAAGCGCCUCCCUGUCCUCCACUCGGAGCACCUCCAAAUCUCCCACCAGAUGGAACUCGAAGCACAAGGCAGAAGGCCACAAGGCGUCGGACACGUCACCGUCUCAGACACCCAACAAUCCUGUCAAGUGGCACAACGGGGAGCACACCCGACGGAGCCGCAACGGCAAGGCGGCCAGAUUCUCACACGCCGAGGCUGAGAAAGGGAAUGAUAAGCUGCGUCUGCUGAAUGCAAGCUCUGCAGGCAUCCAGUCUACUUUACUAAAAGAGCAAAGGCUCCACAGCGCCCCCAGGAGGAACCAAGCGGAAGAGACUGGGAGUGUGGAAGGCAAGGUGGCAGCUAUAGGGAGCCCUUUAACUCAGACAUCUGGUAGGAGAAGCGGCCCGAGAGGCCGGAGACGGAGCUCCCACUCCCCCGAUCACAGCAGUGACUCGGCCCACUCCCAGCACAACCACUCUCACAGAGGGAGGUCCUCCCGACAUCAGCGAAAAUCAAAAGGUGGACACUCCUCUAAGCGUCACAACCGCUCUAAUCGGGGUCAGGCGCAUCACAAGAGCCCAUCUGGGUCUCCGGGGCGUCACUCACACACAUCAGGUAGGAAGAACGAGGAGUCUCGGAGCAAAGCCAACCUCCGGCAGCGCAGCAGCUCCUGGAGCAGCGGCCGCUCGUCCUCACGCUCUGCCUCCAGAGACAAGGGCCCCGGCAAAGUCAAGUCCCCACACAGCAGACAGAACAUCUCAAGAGAAAAGGACAGCGCCAACCGCUCUGACACCGACAGCAGAGCUCGGCGUCGCUCACGCAGUUACUCACCCAUCCGGAAGAGAAGAAGGGAUUCACCCAGCUUCAUGGAGGCUCGAAGGAUCACCAGUGCUCGGAAGCGCCCGAUCCCGUACUACCGGCCCAGUCCUUCGUCGUCCAGCUACGACAGCAGCCCAUCACGGUCCAGCCGCAGCCGUAGCUACAGCAGCUACAGCAGCUACAGCCGCACCAGAAGCCAGAGCCAGAGUCACAGCCGGAGCCGGAGCCGCAGCAGGAACUGGAGCCGAAGUCGCAGCAAAAGUCGUAGCCAGAGCUGGAGCCGCAGCAGGAGUCGCUCCCACAGCUACUACAGCCGCAGCAGCUACGACAGCCCGGGCUUCUGAAUGCAUCAGAUGGCGGAAGGGACAAAGAACACUAAAGCAAACAGACGAUGAAGGCAAGAAUAAGUCCUCCACUGAAGCGCCUGGAAAGUCCAGAGUCCAAACUCCUCCAUCAGUGACGACUUUGUCUCCAGCACAGAUCCUGAACAAAGACAGAUGUAUUUUAUUAUAGCACAUUCAUUUGAAUCAAACUCUCUCUGAUCUUGAGUCACAAAGAGAAAGAACAGCUUCCCUAUUUCAGAAAUCAGGUGACCGAGCCGAAGGAACAAAUCCCAACACAGUCAGUCAGCAUUUUCCAUCCUAUCCUCCACAAGGCAGCCAGAAGUGAGUGGGUCAACAAACACAUGCUUCAUGAAUAUAGAGAAACAUAUGUGUAUCUUAAAAACAGAAGGUGAAUAGAAAACAAAAACAGACAAAAGGAAACCAGUCAGAUAUUUGUCUUACCUGCCAUCAUGUGCUCAUCCCUCCAAAGACAUCCAUUUUACUGAGGAGAGGUCAACAAACAGAACAAAGAGCAACCCGGACAGAUGAAUGAGGGAACAAAAAAACAACUUUUUUUAUGGUUACAACUUUUAUUGUGUAGAUAUGCCUGUAUAGAUUUAAACUCUGAUAAGUUCUGGCUUUGUAAACUAUGCACUGUAUAUUCCAUUUAGCUUAAGAAGGUCUGUUUAGCAUGUAACAUCUGUCAAGACUCUCCUCAAAGAGGAUUUACUGACUGAGAAGGGUGCCAUUGAGUGUCUGAAUGGAGGGGGGAUGGAGGCUGUGUAUCAUGUACCUUUACUCUCCAACCUUUACCUUCGUUCUUACUAACCUGUGGAUGUGUGUGUGUGUGUGUGUGUGUGUGAGGGCAAACGUCCUGUUCAAAGAUCGGCGAGUACUCUGCAACCUGAAGUCAGGCUGCCUGAAAGGAAAACUGCAAAUUAUCUCCAUGCAAACAUUUUAACCUCAACUAUUUAUGAAUUUAUUCUAUCUGUAUGUUUAUUUAUUGGAAUAUUUAUUUAUUUAUUUAUUUAUUUAUUGUUUAAUUUAUUUGACUUUUUUCAGUGAUGCAUAAAGAUCUUGCAUUAGGAUCUGAUCAAAUUAGAUUAGGUUUACAUACAAAUGAAAAUCUAAAGUGAGUUUUUCAGCAGCGCGUCUUUUUUAGACUUCAGGUCCUCCUCUAUGCUGUAAGCAGAAAAGUAACAUCUUCUUGUUUGUGCUCCAGGCAGCAAAACGUUCUGCUCCAUUUACGGCAUCCUUUUAAACUCCGAGGUAUAUUUACACUGUCAGCUCCUUCAAGAGAAGAUGACCCGUAAGAUAACAAACCGGUGAUACAAUCACUAAAGUCUUCCUUUCCAUACAUGCGGUCUUUUUCCAUUCAUACGUACGACUCUCAGUAAGCAGCUUUAACCCAAUUAAUCAGUAUAUCAUUGUCUCUUUUGUUUUCAGGUCCUUCUUUGUAUUGUAUAAUCGAAGAUCACUGAUAAUAAACAAAAGAUGAA
This is a messenger RNA of Cyprinodon variegatus (sheepshead minnow), 3564 nucleotides long. It is a transcript of the gene srrm3, whose product is annotated as serine/arginine repetitive matrix 3. Lineage: Eukaryota; Metazoa; Chordata; Actinopteri; Cyprinodontiformes; Cyprinodontidae. The transcript is spliced from 14 exons. Gene Ontology annotation, molecular function: mRNA binding. The record is from RefSeq and is a predicted model, not a curated record. The coding region runs from base 155 to 2086 and encodes 643 amino acids.